Molecule: messenger RNA, 3041 nt
Organism: Haliotis rufescens (red abalone)
Lineage: Eukaryota; Metazoa; Mollusca; Gastropoda; Lepetellida; Haliotidae
Product: diencephalon/mesencephalon homeobox protein 1-like
Exons: 7
Coding region: 230-1453 (407 amino acids)
Biological process (GO): regulation of transcription by RNA polymerase II
Molecular function (GO): DNA-binding transcription factor activity, RNA polymerase II-specific; RNA polymerase II transcription regulatory region sequence-specific DNA binding
Source: RefSeq, a predicted model, not a curated record
AAAUCCUGUUGUCAUGUGUCCAGACAUCAAAGAGGGGUUGACGGGCGACGAUGAUAUAUAAUAUUGUCAGUAUCCGUCGCGUCGCGAGUAGGAGCACAUCGCUGAUAUUGACAACGUUUGUACACGGCUUCUCGGACACCAGUGACAGGCGUCACUUCCUUUUACACUGAAACAGACAUCAUAAUCUAUCAAGAUUUUCCCCAACUCAAACCGAGGUCUGCCUGGCAGCAUGUUCCCGUGUUUUCACUGUCCACCGUCGCUUCACCCGGCAGUCCGACCCCUGGGGCUUGACUACAGCUGCCAGCCCCACACGCCAUAUCCGGCAUAUGGUCUACAUACAGAUCUCCAUGACGACACGUUUGCGCGGCGGAAGCAGCGCCGCAACAGAACGACCUUCACCUUACAACAGCUGGAGGAACUUGAAAAAGCCUUUGCGCAGACCCACUAUCCAGAUGUAUUCAUGCGCGAGGAUCUGGCGAUGCGCAUUAAUCUCACAGAAGCUCGAGUUCAGGUAUGGUUCCAGAACCGGCGCGCCAAGUGGAGAAAAAGUGAGAGAUUUGCACAACAACAGCCCCAGGGGGGUAAGGGUGAUAUGCCCGGGGGUGAGGAGUCAGAACAGCACAGUGACACCGAUAUAGGUGUGGAGGUGGGACAGGAAGGUGUGAGACCGGAAGAUAGUGAGGAGGUGAAGGACACACUGGGUGAGACAGGGGAGAUCACUGUGGCUGAGGAAACAAAACUUUCAGGUGUCGCGUCACCCGUUUUGGAGUCUAAACCAAUUGUGUGUACAGAAACGCAAGAUACUAGUGACAUUCCAGAAAACCUUGUGAUCAAAGACGAUACGGAGGAAUCUGAUCGGGACAAUAAAGGUGAAGCACGAGAUUUGUGUGUGUCAGAUACCGAAGGGCGGGAAACACCAGACGACCACGAAGGGCCAGACGACAGGAGCACGACAGCAGACGACAGACAGCAGGCACAGACAGAGGAGGAUACUAACAGACCCACGCCGUCUGAGUUCGACUCCCUGGCACCUGGUGAGCCUUCCUCCCCCGCAGGUCUGAAGACAUCAGUCAGCACCAUGCCGUCACUUGGAUUGCCUCAGUCAGACUUCUUCGCCAAAGUGAGCGCAGGUCAUCUCCCGUUCUCCCAGUCUCUACUUGUGGCUUCAGCUUCCAGGCCAGGGUUCUUCCCUAUGUUUGACGGGUCCAGCAUGAAGCCAUGUUACGACGCUCAUUUUAACCAUAGACCCCUGCUUCAACACUAUCCACAUCCGGCUUUUAAAGGUUGUAUGCCAUUUUGCCUGUGUUCCAACCCUUCGCGACCAACAUGGCCGCCAUUUCUAGCGAUGCACGAGCACCGGAACUCAUCUGUAGCGGAACUGAGGCGACGUGCGCGUGAGCAUGCGGAGGCCAUGGUUGCCAGUUCAACUGACCGAUUAUUCAAACCCGAGUGAUCAAGAUCAAAAUAUCAUAUCAAGGACUGAUAGCAUUGUAAACUAAGAUCACCAUGCCGCAUAUGUAUAAUUCAAUGACAGAUGAAUAAUUCAUUGUCUAAAGUUAUGGACAUCUUUGUUCUAAAUACGAAACCAAAGAAACGGCCAUUGUAUCAUGUGGGCGUAUAGACGUGUUUGAAAUAUGUGGACAUGUCAUGUGACCGGAAGUUAAAAUGUCCUCACAUGGCCAAGAUGGCGUCAUGAACGGUCAAAAUAGUGCUGUUUUGUAUAUAGUGAUUACCGUAUUCAGGCCAAAAACAUAAAUGUUACACUAAUUAAUACGCAUAUGUAAAUACAUAUCAUGCAAAAUGACAUGAUCUCUAGACGUGGGGAUGAAGAAGUCUUUAAUGUAUUAUUUGAACCCUCUGAGCCCAUGACUGAUCACACGUGAAUAUAAAGAUAUUGUCUGAAUGUGAAAUUGUCAGUGUAAAUAUGAAGCGUCUGUGUGUAUGUAUCGAUGAUUACCGUUAUGUUUAGAGCGAUAUAUUACGGGUGGGGGGCGCUUUUUUCUUCGUGUAAAUGUUGGUAAGAAACUGGUAAAGGUUUCCCCACAAAUAUGCUCCUUUUGUAACAGCGUUUAUUAUGAUUUUCAUAUUUUUGUAUUAAUACGCAACGUCGCUGUGAUAUUUCAUUCUAUUUGUUGUCUUUUAAUCAUUUGAUGAUUUUAUUUGGACAUACGAGGUUAUGAUAGUUCAAAGAACACACAUUUUAAUUCCGCUAAGACAUGAUCAAGAUUGAGUACAUACAAAACACAUUAUUCAAAAUUCAUAUUAUAUAUCCUUUAGUAUUAUAUAUAUUUCAUAUUGCCGAAAUACACUGCCGGGCAAAUAAAACUAUACACUUUGGAUACAAAAUUGGAUUUGACCCAAAAAUUAUAAAAGUUAUUAAGAUGUUACUAGGCUGAAAUAUUCGCCUUAACACUGCAAACAUAAGGUCUAGAUACAUCACCAUCGACUAAGCAUUAUUUUUAUUUUUUUCAUUUUUAACCACAUGGGUGUACACUUUUUUGGAGCGACAGUUUAAAUCACUGAUGCAAACAAUGUUUAUAACCUUGAGAAUUUUUUUACGCCGACUUCGGGGUGUCGUAAUUUUAAAAUAGAAUUUUAAAUUCUGUGAUUAACAACGUUGACGCAUAAAUAUACGCGGUUCCAUAGAUACGCAUUUACAUAAUCUAAAAUUGUAUAAACUUAUUAACAGUUGUGAAAAGAUCAAUGUUUUCAUGUAAUAUUACCAGCUCUGAAUCACCAUAAAUAACAUUUUUAUCAUUGCGUAUCUUCUCGUUUACCUUGCUUCUUCUCCUGUUUAACAAUGCUUGUGCAAUAAACUGCUUCUCCUGUUUUUACAAUGCAAGUGCAAUAAACUGCCAUCAGAAUUGUUGCAUUUGUUUAGGCCAUGACAUUUUGGUGCAAUCGUUUAUGUUAGCAAGUAAUUGAUGAUUUUUUCAUUAUUUGUGGCAACUUUGUUUAUUUACAAGAUGUAUAUGUAUGUUCAAAUGUUGUAAUGAUUGUUGAAAUGUUGAAAUAAUGUUUUGUUUUGAAUAAAAAAAUCU